AUGGAGCACUGCUUUGUUUCACCAUGGUCAUUUGGUCACGAGGGUGAUGAGGAGCACAAGCUGAAGAAUCCGCGUGGUAUCGCUACAAACCAUAGAGGACAAUUCCUGAUAGCAGACAAUGGGGAUACAACCGUGAAGGUGUUUGAUAGCAACGGAAAAUUUGAUUUUAGGUUUAAUCCUCAAACUGAUGACGCCCAUACAAAGUUAGUUAUUUUGGAUGUCGCCACUGCAGGCGAGGACGACAACAUUUAUCUACUGGUCAGACUGGAGAGGCCUGGGGCUAAGGAGAGGGAAGUGCAGGUUUUUAACAAGACCGCUGACUUACAGCACAAGUUUCCUGUGAGGAGUGGGGACUGGAGACUAACAGUGACCAGCGGCAAACAACGCGGCAAAAUUCUGCUGUUGACACGUGACGUGUUGACAGGUGAUGACGUUGUUGAUAUUCAUGAGCCGAGUGGUGAGUUCGUUUGUAGCUUUGGUGGAGGACUGUUCAAGGAUGCAAGAGAUAUCACUGCUACUUGUGAUGGUCGUGUCAUGAUAGAGGACCGAGGCGAUGACAGUUUGUACAUAUUUGAUGUGGAGGGACACCAGCUUGGCAAAUUUAAUAUCAAACAUGAGAAAGAUUUCUAUGAUCGCAUUGGAUGUCACCCGGCAAGUGCAGACCAUGUUGUCCUUGCUGGUCAGGAACGAGAGACACACCGCCUGACGCUGGCUAUAUACACUGUUAAUGGCGAAUUUGUUCGCAGAAUUCAGCUGGAUGAAGUAGUACCAUAUGAUGUACGUGGAAUAACAGUGACCGUGGAGGGUCACAUUGCUGUGGCUUUACAGGAUAUUACAGACGAAGGUACUCUCCAAGCAAAGGUAAUUGUUGUUUAA
This is a messenger RNA of Porites lobata, 876 nucleotides long. The record is from the annotation of a GenBank genome assembly. NCBI's taxonomy places the organism in Eukaryota, Metazoa, Cnidaria, Anthozoa, Scleractinia, Poritidae.